Messenger RNA from Drosophila virilis, 1305 nucleotides. It is a transcript of the gene sicily, whose product is annotated as NADH dehydrogenase (ubiquinone) complex I, assembly factor 6 homolog sicily. The record is from RefSeq and is a predicted model, not a curated record. Lineage: Eukaryota; Metazoa; Arthropoda; Insecta; Diptera; Drosophilidae. Gene Ontology annotation, biological process: biosynthetic process; mitochondrial respiratory chain complex I assembly. Gene Ontology annotation, cellular component: mitochondrion.
CAGUGCGGAGCAGCUCUGUUAAGUGCGGAGCAGCUCUGUUAAGUGAAAAUAAAUAACAAAUGCGGCGGCUGUUACAAAAUAGCAAUGGACAAUUAUUUGUCACCCAAAUUGUGUCCAGGCACGCAAGCAGCAGUGGCGCUAGCUCCCACGUCCACAAGCCACAAAAGGAGCCGCGAAAACAACAGCAACAGCAGCCUAAGGCCACAACAACACAAACAACAGAAGCGGUCAGCAGAGAAGAUAAAUUUGGUGCCAAAUAUUGCAUGGGCCUGGUGGAAAAAUUCGAUUAUGAGAACUAUUUGACCACUCUGCUACUGCCAAAGGAGCUACGUCCCGCGGCAUUUGCUCUUCGUGCCUUCAAUGUGGAGGUCUCCCGCGCCGUGGGCGCCCAGCUGAGUGAGCCACAAAUAGCUAAAUUGCGGCUUAAGUUUUGGUACGAUUCCAUAGACAAGUGCUUCGAGCCAAAGUCAAGUAGUUCCUAUGUCAAGGAUCAGCCCGUGCUGCGCGAACUGCGACGCACGGUGGGCACAACCAAGCUGAACAAGCUAUAUUUACGCCGUCUGGUUACCGCACGCGAGCGUGCUCCCAAUCAAGCAUUCGAGACGAUACGCGAGCUGGAGGACUAUGCAGAUCAGACCUGCUCAUCGCUGCUGCAUCUGCUGGUGCAGCUGAGCGGCAUACACGAUAUACAGGUGGAUCAUGCUGCCUCGCAUUUGGGCAAGGCACAGGGCAUUUCGAUGCUGUUGCGUGCCAUACCGCAUGCCGGACGCCAGCAAGCGGUUUGUGUGCCGCUCGAGGUGCUGGUGCGGCAUGGCGUCAGUCAAGAGCGCAUCCUGCGCAGCCAGCGUGAUGACAAGGGCGUCGAGGAGUGCAUCUUUGAGGUGGCGAGUGCGGCCAAUGCACACUUAAAAUUGACGCGGCAGCUGUUGCCGCAAAUGCCGCGGCUUGUGCGCAAGAUAUUUCUGCCAGCCGUGCCCACUGAGGGCUACUUGGAGCGCUUGCGCCGGGCGCGCUUUCAGCUUACGCAUCCGAGUUGCAUCAAACGGGACACCAUGUUGCCGGCGCGUCUCUUCUGGAAGACGCUGUUUAACAAAUACUGAAAUUGAAAUUAUCAUUAGUGUACGGGCUGUUGAAAUUUGUUAAUUAUUAAAAUCAAUUAGCUAAAAAGCGUUCAUUGAAUCUGUUACCAAAGGAUCGAUAACAGAAUCGAUGCCCAACACUGGCGACCAGUGUGUAUCGAUGCCUUGUAGUUGCUGCUGUUUCUUGAAAGUAGCGCGUUGUGGAUUUUUUUUUUUAGUUUUUAGU